AUGUCCGCAAAAUACGCCUUCAACAAAUCCCUCAAAGAACUCCGGUUCCUCUUCUGUCAGACCUCAUCCCACAGCGAUGCCACGCGAUCAUUCUUGAACCGCGCAUACCCUACCAUGAAGAAGAAUAACCCAUAUGUCCCCAUUCUGAUUCGCGAGGCGUCGGGGACCGAGCCGAAGGUUUUUGCUAGAUAUGAGUUUGGAAAGGAGAAGCAAGAGCUGCUAUCUGGCUUGACGGAUAAAGAAAUCGAAGAAAAGGUUACGACGCUCGUGAAGCAGGCUCUUUAA
Messenger RNA from Talaromyces marneffei, 285 nucleotides. RefSeq lists its product as uncharacterized. NCBI's taxonomy places the organism in Eukaryota, Fungi, Ascomycota, Eurotiomycetes, Eurotiales, Trichocomaceae. The coding region runs from base 1 to 285 and encodes 94 amino acids. The transcript has 4 exons. The record is from RefSeq and is a predicted model, not a curated record.